Messenger RNA from Naumovozyma dairenensis CBS 421, 1107 nucleotides. It is a transcript of the gene SKG1, whose product is annotated as Skg1p. The record is from RefSeq and is a predicted model, not a curated record. The coding region runs from base 1 to 1107 and encodes 368 amino acids. NCBI's taxonomy places the organism in Eukaryota, Fungi, Ascomycota, Saccharomycetes, Saccharomycetales, Saccharomycetaceae. The transcript has a single exon.
AUGAGUAGAGUCUCGGUAGCAGUUGGCUGUGCUGUUGGUAUACCUAUUGCUGUGGGUGUCUUUAUAGCUUCUUUUUUUUGGUGGAGAUUGCAAAGGAGAUUUAGGAAAGAGGAGGAAAUGGAUCAAGAAUUAGAAAGAGCUGUGUAUGAUGAAACCGGAUUUAUCAGCUUCGACAAUUUGGCAUCUUUACAACAAAAUGAUCCAAAGAGUAAUACAAACACAGUAACAAAUGAUAUCUCAACGGAUCAAAAUGAAGGUAGUGAUAACUCCGAUACAGCCCAACCAAGAAAUACUAGGAAAUCGAAAUAUUUUGUUCCAGCAUAUCGUAGAAAAAUAAACUCAAUGUCAAUACCAAACCCAUCCGUUGCAGCCCAACAACAUACAUCAACGUCACCUCACAAUACCAAUAAAUUUACCAGUAUACAAGAUAGUUCUACGGCUUCUUUCGACUCUUCGUUUCCAACUAAUCAAAGAAAAAUUAGUGUUUAUGAUCAAAUGAUACCAAUAAUGUCCGGUAUUAACGACUCAAAGGGGAAAUUAAAUUCUGGUACAACAAUGGGAACAGGUUCCACAAUUAUUGCUCCAGAUGAUAGUCACAGUUUCCAAUUUCAUGAAUCGACAAGUAGUGAUGACUUUAUUAGAAACUUGCAUAAUCAAGAUUUCGGUUCAUAUUAUCCUAAAAGAGCUUCAACCUCGAAUAUAAGUAAGUUGAAUGGAUUAAACUCACCAAUAGUACAUAAUUUGAAUCAAUCAAAUAAUUCAUUUCAUACAAGAGAUAAUUCUUCAUUGACUACUACACAAAGUAAAUCAAAUUUAAAUUUGACGCUACCUGAAAAGCCAAUAGAAAAUGUAUUUGAUACUCCAAAGAGUCAGAGGCAGCGUGAAGAGCGUCAAAUCAAUCAACAUAUAGAUAUCGAUGACUCAGUAACAUCGUCAUUAAGGAAAGAUGACAAUAGUAGUAGUGGUAAUAACAAUUAUUCAUUAAAAAAUAAUUACGAUUUUGCCAACGAUAAUAAUGUAAUUGAAGAAGAAGAUCAGUAUGAAAAUGAAUUUACUAAUUAUGCAGAGAAUAAAAGAGCUUUCAUUGAUAGUUUAAAACCCAAAUAA